Molecule: messenger RNA, 1024 nt
Organism: Hevea brasiliensis (rubber tree)
Lineage: Eukaryota; Viridiplantae; Streptophyta; Magnoliopsida; Malpighiales; Euphorbiaceae
Exons: 1
Coding region: 128-976 (282 amino acids)
Biological process (GO): fatty acid elongation, saturated fatty acid; fatty acid elongation, polyunsaturated fatty acid; sphingolipid biosynthetic process
Cellular component (GO): endoplasmic reticulum membrane
Molecular function (GO): fatty acid elongase activity
Source: RefSeq, a predicted model, not a curated record
AGCCAGCACCGCUCACAUUAAAACUUGCACUUGAUUACUUCUACAUUUCCACAUAUCCCCUUAAGCUUCUUUCCUUUAAACCCCCAAGCUCUCUCACCACCAUCGCCACCACCAGCAGAGAGCCGCUAUGGAGUUCCUUUUCCAAACUGUCAAAUAUUAUGUAGUGAACCACCUUAGCAAGAACCCAGUUUUCCCAACGCUCCAAUACUGGCUAGUGAACCAUCCAAAUAUUCUCAACUUCUCAUGGAAACAAGGUGAAACUCCAGGUUCUUCUCUGUUCUUCCUUUCUCUCACUGUUCUCUUUUACCUCUCUCUCACUUUCGUCCUCUCUCACACAACCCUAAUCUCCUGCAGCCCUCGUUUCCUCAAAAAUCUCAUAGCUUUUCAUAACAUGAUCCUUCUCUCACUUUCCUUCGUUAUGGCCCUUGGUUGCACUCUCUCCGUCAUCCUCCUUGCUCCCAACGUGGACUAUAUUGUUUGCUUCCCUAAAAAAACCCCACCUAAGGGACCUCUCUUUUUCUGGGCUUACAUAUUCUAUCUCUCCAAGAUUUUUGAAUUCAUGGAUACCCUUUUGAUCAUCUUGAGCAACUCCACCAGACGGCUGACUUUCCUACAUGUCUACCACCAUGCAACGGUGGUGGUGAUGUGCUAUAUCUCUCUGCACACUUCACAGUCUAUGUUCCCUGGAGUUCUUGUCACCAAUGCUACUGUGCAUGUGAUAAUGUACUUCUACUACUUUCUGUGUGCUGUAGGGAUUCGUCCCAAGUGGAAAAAAUUAGUCACAGAUUGCCAGAUUUUGCAGUUCUUUUCAAGCUUUGGGAUCAUGGGUUGGAUUUUCUACUACCAUUUCACUGGAGCAGGGUGCUCUGGGAUCUUGGGUUGGUGCUUCGAUGCUGUUUUCAUCACUUCUCUUUUGGUUUUGUUCCUCGACUUCCAUGCUAAGACCUACUCUAAGAAGAAGACCAAGGAAAAUUAAUUAAUUAACAAGCAUAUCUAUAUAUUUAAUGGUCAUAUGGCCAUGUUC